Messenger RNA from Trichoplusia ni (cabbage looper), 765 nucleotides. RefSeq lists its product as uncharacterized. The record is from RefSeq and is a predicted model, not a curated record. The transcript is spliced from 2 exons. Lineage: Eukaryota; Metazoa; Arthropoda; Insecta; Lepidoptera; Noctuidae. The coding region runs from base 1 to 765 and encodes 254 amino acids.
AUGGUGGACAACAAAGAAGAGGACAAGGAUUUCUUCAUGACAUACCGAGUGGGGGUCAAGACACCAGCCUUCAACGCAGAUGAUCCACAAUUAUGGUUCGCGCAGCUUGAGGGCCAGUUCGUUCUCUCCAACAUUACUACAGACAACACGAAGUUUUAUUACGUGCUGGCGCAGCUCGAGCCACAACAUUCAGCUCAAGAAAGGAAGAUUAAGCAGCUACUCAUGCAUGAGGAGUUAGGAGACAGGAAACCCACCCAAUUUCUCCGCCACCUGCAGCAACUGGCUGGACCCACUGUCCCGACCGACUUCAUCAGAUCAAUUUGGUGCAGUAGGUUGCCGGCGAACCUCCAAACUAUAGUCACGAUGCAAGCAAACUCCAGCCUAGAAGAAGUAGCAGAAUUAGUAGACCGCAUCAAUGACAUCGUUCCAGUAACCGCGCAAGUAGCUGCUACUAGCAUGCCAGUGCCUGGGCAAGUAGCUAGCUCACAGCCCGCAACGAGCCAACAAAGCAGCGCUAUCGAAGCGUUGACACAAACAGUGGCUGAGCUAUCACGAAAACUUGAGGUUAUGAGCUCGCAGUUACGUCACCGAUCUUCCCGUUCCCGUUCUGGAGGAAGGUUUAACCAGAACCGCCACCGAUCACAAUCCCGCACGAGAGACAACCGGUACUGUUACUACCACAGCCGAUUUGGCGACAAAGCCCGCAGAUGUACAGAACCAUGUGCCUAUAAUAAGAAGGCGUUAAACCACCAAGGCAGCCACUAA